Candoia aspera is the source of this 501-nucleotide messenger RNA. RefSeq names its product mesogenin 1 (gene MSGN1). The transcript has a single exon. Gene Ontology annotation, biological process: mesoderm formation; regulation of transcription by RNA polymerase II. NCBI's taxonomy places the organism in Eukaryota, Metazoa, Chordata, Lepidosauria, Squamata, Candoiidae. The record is from RefSeq and is a predicted model, not a curated record. The coding region runs from base 1 to 501 and encodes 166 amino acids. Gene Ontology annotation, molecular function: DNA-binding transcription factor activity, RNA polymerase II-specific; protein dimerization activity; RNA polymerase II cis-regulatory region sequence-specific DNA binding. Gene Ontology annotation, cellular component: nucleus.
AUGGACACCGAGCCCCCUCCCUUCUUCCCCUCCUCCUGGGACUGGAAGGCCGGCGGCGGGACUCUGGAGCUCGGCCAGAGCUCGCCCGCGCACAGCCUGUCGCCAUCCCCGUCCUUCGACUCGUACACCUCCUCCCCUUAUCCCCUGCUGGUGGACCUGCCCUGUGGCACUGGCGGCGGGAGCGAAGCGGGUGGCAGCUUGAGGGGGUACCCGCUGGGGGAGUUUCCUUCCGUCUACCUCUCGAGCCCCGGGCAGGGCCAAGGUCAGAAGGGGCCCAAAGGGCGGAUGUCGGUCCAGCGCCGGCGAAAGGCCAGCGAAAGAGAGAAGCUGCGGAUGAGGACGCUGGCGGAAGCCUUGCACACGCUGCGCAAUUACCUCCCUCCGGUUUACACCCAGCGGGGCCAGCCUCUCACCAAGAUACAGACGCUGAAAUACACCAUCAAGUACAUCAGCGAACUCACGGACUUGCUGAACACCGUCAAGCAAGGACAGAUGCCUUGA